Rhopilema esculentum is the source of this 1365-nucleotide messenger RNA. Its product is annotated as eukaryotic translation initiation factor 2 subunit 2. Gene Ontology annotation, molecular function: translation initiation factor activity; translation initiation factor binding; mRNA binding. Lineage: Eukaryota; Metazoa; Cnidaria; Scyphozoa; Rhizostomeae; Rhizostomatidae. Gene Ontology annotation, cellular component: eukaryotic translation initiation factor 2 complex. The record is from RefSeq and is a predicted model, not a curated record. Gene Ontology annotation, biological process: translational initiation; formation of translation preinitiation complex.
GCAACAAUUCACAUGUUCUCUCUUUGAUCACAAUGCUGAGGAAUAUGGUCGCAAUCAUGUAGAGGAAGGGGUUUUAGCGUUCAUUUGAUGCCCUAAAGAAGCAAACUACACUGUCGCAGUUACUGAAAAUUACAAUAAAAAGACUUUGAUUUAUACAUACAUUUAUCGUAUAUUCUGUGCAUUCCAUUUAAAAGGAAGGCCUAGACCACAACGCGACAUUCAAAAUGGCGGAAGAAGAGAUGUUAUUUGACCCCAUGAUGAAGAAAAAGAAGAAGAAGAAGGUACCAGUUGAUUUUGAGGAUUUUGAGAAUGUACCUGUUCAACCAGAGCCUGAGAAAAGUCAGGAAGCAGAGAAGAAUGAUAACUUAGAAGAUAUACAAGAGAAGAAAAAAGAAGCAGAUAUUGAUUUGGAUCUUGAUGAUUUUUCAAAAAUGAAAAAGAAAAAGAAAAAGAAGAAGGAAGCAUUGGUCGAAAACAAUGAAUCUGAAGAUAAUAAACAAGAUAAUGAGGGGCCAAUGGCUGAUGAAGAAUUUGAUCUUUCUCUGGCCAAAAAGAAGAAGCCCAAAAAGCAGCCCAAGGAUGCAUUUCUUGAUGAAAAUGAAGAGGAAGGAGAUGAAGCAAAUGAUAAUGAAGCUAAGAAACCAUCAGCUGCUCUUGCAGAGGACAGAGAUUACACUUACGAUGAGCUUUUAAACCGUGUUUUUGAAAUAAUGCGUGCAAAGAACCCUGCAAUGGCAGAAGGCGGUAAGAAGAAAUUUGUUAUGAAGCCACCUCAAGUUGUCCGUAUUGGAACAAAGAAAACAUCCUUUGUAAACUUUGCAGAUAUUUGCAGAAUUCUACAUCGACAACCAAAGCAUCUUCUAGCAUUUUUAUUGGCUGAGCUGGGUACAAGUGGCUCAGUUGAUGGUGGGAACCAGCUUAUUAUCAAGGGAAGAUUUCAGCAAAAGCAAAUUGAAAACGUAUUACGUCGAUACAUCAGGGAGUAUGUGACAUGCCAUACCUGUAGGUCACCUGACACAAUUCUGCACAAGGAAACAAGACUAUUCUUCUUGCAGUGUGAAACCUGUGGCUCAAGAUGUUCUGUUGCAAGCAUCAAAUCUGGCUUCCAAGCAUUGACAGGAAAGCGUGCUGCCAUGAAAAAUAAGCAGUGAUAAGAGAAUUGUAAUUGAAUCUUAUCCAAACUUAAAUCUGGAAAAAGAACUGCCCAAAGUGCUUAUUUUGAAUAUAAUGGUUUGCAUACACUGAAUAGGUUUAAAUGCAAGCUGUUCUAUGGUAACCACAUGUAAUUUGCAUUUCUGGUCACUUGAAACACACUUUGUUGUAUGUUAAUUUUUUUCCAUGAAACAAAGGGAAUUGUGUAAUAAA